UAUCCAAAUACUCAUAAAUCAGUCAAAAUGGGUUACGGCGAACUUGAUCAGAAGGCUAUCAACACCAUCCGUGUCCUCGCGGCCGAUGCGACCGCUCACAGCAACUCGGGACACCCUGGUGCUCCCAUGGGAAUGGCCCCAGUUGCUCACGUUCUGUUCAACAAGUUCAUGAACUUCAACCCCAAGAACCCCGACUGGUUGAACCGUGACCGUUUCGUUCUCUCCAACGGACACGGCUGCAUGCUUCAGUAUGCUAUCCUCCACCUCUUCGGUUACGACCUCAGCAUCGAUGACCUGAAGGCUUUCCGAUCCGUUGACAGCCGAACUCCCGGUCACCCCGAGGCUCACGACACUCCCGGAGUUGAGGUCACCACUGGUCCUCUUGGCCAGGGUAUUUCCAACGCUGUUGGUCUGGCCAUGGCUCAGGCUCACACUGCCGCCACCUUCAACAAGGACGGUUUUGAGCUUGUCAACAACUACACCUACUCCUUCCUCGGCGAUGGUUGCUUGAUGGAGGGUGUCUCCAGCGAGGCUUGCUCUCUGGCUGGCCACCUCCAGCUUGGCAACCUCAUUGCCAUCUGGGACGACAACCAGAUCACCAUUGACGGUGACACCGCUGUUGCCUUCACCGAGGACGUCCCCAAGCGAUAUGAGGCUUACGGCUGGCACGUCAUCAAGGUCGAUGACGGUGACCACGACCUUGCUGCCAUCGAGGCUGCCAUCAAGGAGGCCAAGUCCGUUACCGACAAGCCUACUCUUAUCCAGCUCAAGACCACCAUUGGUUUCGGCUCCCUCAACCAGGGCACCCACGGUGUCCACGGUUCUCCUCUCAAGGCUGAUGACAUCAAGCAGCUGAAGGAGAAGUGGGGUUUCAACCCCGACGAGAGCUUCGCCGUUCCCCAGGAGGUCUACGACUUCUACGGCAAGCGAUCUUCUGAGGGCGCCGCCCGUGAGCAGGAGUGGAACCAGCUCCUCGCCAAGUACAAGGAGCAGUACCCCAAGGAGCACGCCGACCUUGUCCGCCGAUUGACCGGCGAGCUUCCCGAGGGUUGGGAGAAGAGCCUCCCCGUCUACACCCCCUCCGACCCCGCCAUUGCCUCGCGAAAGCUGUCCGAGACCGUCCUCGCCAAGAUCGAGGGUGUCAUCCCCGAGCUCUUCGGUGGUUCCGCCGAUUUGACCGGCUCCAACCUGACCCGCUGGAAGGAGGCUGUCGACUUCCAGCCCAAGUCCACUGGUCUCGGUGACUACUCUGGCCGAUACGUCCGAUACGGUGUCCGUGAGCACGGUAUGGGCGCUAUCCUCAACGGUCUGGCUGCUUACGGUACCAUUCUCCCCUACUCUGGUACCUUCCUGAACUUCGUUUCUUACGCUGCCGGAUCCGUCCGCUUGUCUGCUCUUUCUCGCGUCCGCACCAUCUGGGUCGCCACUCACGACUCAAUUGGUCUCGGAGAGGAUGGUCCUACUCACCAGCCUAUUGAGACUCUUGCUCACUUCCGCGCUCUCCCCAACACCAUGGUCUGGCGACCUGCUGACGGUAACGAGACCAGUGGUGCUUACUACGUCUGCUUGACUUCCAAGCACACCCCUAGCAUCAUUGCUCUGUCUCGUCAGAACCUUCCCCAGCUCGAGGGCUCUACCAUCGAGAAGGCCGCCAAGGGUGGUUACGUCCUGCACGAGGUUGAGGGUGCUGACAUCACCCUGGUUUCUACCGGUUCUGAGGUUUCCAUUGCCGUCGACGCCGCCAAGUACCUCGAGGAGAAGAAGAACAUCAAGGCUCGCAUUGUCUCCAUGCCCUGCUUCGAGGCCUUCGACCUCCAGGACAAGGAGUACCGCCUGUCUGUCCUUCCCGACGGUGUCCCCUCUCUGUCCAUUGAGGUCAUGAGCACCAUGGGCUGGGAGCGCUACACUCACGAGCAGUUCGGUAUCAACCGAUUCGGUGCUUCUGGUGCCUACAAGGAUGUCUACAAGAAGUUCGAGUUCACCCCCGAGGGUAUCGCCAAGCGUGCCGUUGCCACCAUCGACUUCUGGAAGGAUGUUCCCAACGUCCGAUCUCCCAUCAACCGCGCCUUCCAGCAGAUCAUCUAGAUCUAUUAAUAUAACGAGUAAAAAGAAACGAAAGAAAAGAGUAAAAAUACCGGUACAAAAUAAGACCGGACAGAAUGAUUAUGAUGAUGGACUUUGGAGCAAGGCCUUGUGGAUUUCGAGCAACUUAGACGUACUACGAGAUGAAAUUAAAUCUUCUAGAACAAAGAACUGGUAUGCUGUGCCGUGCUAUGCCGUGCCUUGCUGUGGUAACUGUCUGCCACACGAUUCUAUGAUCUAUAUAGCCGUGGUAGGGUUGAAUAACUUGAAUUUGUAUGUGCGCCUCCGACGUGUCAUGGUUGAAGACACAUGAGUUCCUCAUGAACCCAGAUGCUGGUCGUUUUUUUCUUCUCAUGUCGCAUCCCAUCUUGCAACUUGUCGCAUUAUAGAUGGUGCACGAUCCUAAAUGACGAAUACACCAAAGCUUUUAUCCUAGUUUCCUCAUCCACUUCAUGUCGUUUUUGCGUAUUCCCCUUUGUGGUAUCGCUUCGUAUUACAUCGCUUCGUAAACGUAGUUCGUCAUGUCAUGAAAACGACAAGCAUUGCUCGGAUGUCAAAUAUCCCCUUUCUGUCUGAUCACUCUGGUCCAUUCUCGUUUGCGCGCUCCUGGCUGCUUUCAGCUGCCCAUUCCUUUUGAAUCUCUCUUCCUACGCGCUCCAGUCUAGCGGAUGCGCGGCGGGCCUCUCUUGAUUCAUCUGCGGAACCGGCCACAACGACGCCCACAAGCGGCGGGGCCGCAUCCUCAGAGCGCGGGUCGCUGUAGGGCGCCGGUGCUGGUUCAGACCGAGGUGCCCUUUGGUCAACACCAUGACUUGAGCCAGGCGCCGAACCGGGACGGCUUGAGGUCGCCGGCGCAGCGUUGUUGGUGGUUGUGUCGACUGCGUCGCGAGGGUCAAGAUAUGAAUACAGCACGACAGGCCCGCGGUCUGGGUACUCGACCAUCAAGCGCUGAGGGCGGCCAAGGCCAAGCCUUUGAGCGGCGGUCUGUGAGGAUAGUGCGCUGGAAGUUAGGGCUGUGAGAGAUUCGAGAUGCGAUUGCGACGAGGCCGAGGUGAUGAGCGGGGUGAGAGUGCCGUCGGAGAGGUGGAGGGAGAGAGUGGGGUGUUGCGAGGGGAGGCUGGCCAUGAUGAAGAUGGCUAAAGCCCCGGAAUGGCUAUUAUGUCUGUAGAGAUUGGAGGGUUAUGCCGGAGCCGAAGAGAUUCCGACGCAGUUGAAAAGAACAAAAUAUUAUGGAGGAGGUAAGGUGA
Fusarium graminearum PH-1 is the source of this 3329-nucleotide messenger RNA. Its product is annotated as transketolase 1. Gene Ontology annotation, cellular component: cytosol. The record is from RefSeq and is a predicted model, not a curated record. Lineage: Eukaryota; Fungi; Ascomycota; Sordariomycetes; Hypocreales; Nectriaceae. Gene Ontology annotation, molecular function: transketolase activity. Gene Ontology annotation, biological process: pentose-phosphate shunt. The coding region runs from base 28 to 2085 and encodes 685 amino acids. The transcript has 6 exons.